AUGCCCGACUCGAUAAAAGUCCCUGAGCAUUUAGCAGAGGAAGUCUGCCAUUCAAAUGCUUGUCAAGGAACUACCCGUCCUGAUAGGCAUGCUAUUCUGCCUUUAACUCCCCCGGCGUCAAGUGAACGUUGUCGAACAUCAGGCGUCGUUGCGCUGGAAGGAGCUCUAGGAAUUUUCAAGGAGCUCCAAAAUUAUCGUGUCCCAGCUCCUUACAACGGAGAAGAGAUAACAAUUGAGCUGCGGCAUGAUCAAUAUGUACAACUACUCGGGGAGCUUGAAUCUGAUCAAGCACUCAAUAAGUUCGCGAGGGACAAAGUGCGGUGGGACUACGAUCCAGAUAGAUCCCUUCUUCAUUUCCGCAUGCCAACUCCUGUGCACGACUUUUUCGCCGUGUCGAUCGCGAACGAGAUACAUAAGUAG
Molecule: messenger RNA, 420 nt
Organism: Aspergillus ochraceoroseus IBT 24754
Lineage: Eukaryota; Fungi; Ascomycota; Eurotiomycetes; Eurotiales; Aspergillaceae
Exons: 2
Coding region: 1-420 (139 amino acids)
Source: RefSeq, a predicted model, not a curated record